AGCCCCGUCUGGGUCUGGUUGACACUGCUGGCUGUGGGCGUGAGUGGAGCUGCUGCUCAGACUGAAGUCAAGGUGUGGAUCCCAUGGAAAAUACACAGUGAGACUUAAAUCUUCUGGAGGAUAAAAGUGAAAUUGGGGUCGACAGAGGGAGCGCAAACUCCAAACCGAAGGACUGUGCAGUUGGAAGAGCAGCAGGUAUGAAAAUCCAGACUGUGAGUGUGUGUGCAUCUCUGCUGGCCCUGUGCUGCCUGCUGGUGAUCCCCAAAGGAGGCCAGAGCGCCGGGGGGAUCACUUCUCUGAGACUGUCUGAGGAGAGGAGGGGGGCAGAGGAUCAGCUCCAACAUGAGACCCUGGAUGACCCAGAGAACGAGCAGCAGCUUUCAGUGGAUGAACACUUACUGCGAAGAAGCAUCAAGGCCAAAAGAGACACAGAGGGAGCCGCACAAGCAGGUAUUGUGGGCAGAGUGAGGAGAGCACCGGAGGAAGGCAAGAAGAAGAAGAAAAAGGACAAGAACAAGGAGCCGAAGGACCCCAACGCCACGAAAAAGCCCAAAUCUGAGAAGAAGGGAAAAAAGAAGGACAAGCAGACAACAACCACAACUCUCCCGCCCACCACCACACCAAUCCCAACUGAACCGCCGACUGAACAGGAACCGUACACAGACUACUCGUAUCCUGAUGGUGACUCUGAUUAUUGGAAACCGGACGACGACUACUGGGGAGCCGAGGCCACCCCGUCCAGUCCUCCGGCCGAGACCUCCAUCACUGAUCCUCCAGACGACUACUGGAAGCCAGAUGAGGAAGACCCGGCCGCUCCGGUGACAGACGGCUACGACGACUACUGGAAGCCAGACGAGAAGGAGCCUUCACCUUCCGCUCCCAACGUUUAUGACGACUACUGGAAGCCAGACGAGAAGGAGCCGUCGCCCUCGUCGCCCAGUGUUUACGACGACGACUACUGGAAGCCAGACGAGAAAGACCCAGAUCCCUCUGUGACCGAUGACUACGACAGCUACUGGAAAGAAGCGGAGCCGACGCCCGCCGCCCCUGAGGUUGAUGGAAAGGUCGGGACAGAUGACAACGAUUACUGGGAUGCCACAUUUGAGUUGCCAGACAACCUGCCGUUUCCUGAUGGCAAAGAGGUCAGCCCUGAAAUAAUAGUAGAAACUCUACCAGAGGAGCCAACAGCUGCACCUUAUGAAGAGACGUGGUACGAUGAAUACGAUGAAUAUGGAAUGAGGAAGAAAGACGACAAAUGGAUGGAGAAGGAGCGAGAAAGAGCCGCAAAAGAACGAGAGAGGGAAGAGAAAGAGAGAGCGCAGAAGCUGAAGGAGGCGGAGGAGCGAGCCAGGAACAGACCACGUGUCUUCAAAGAGCCAAAGAAGUGUCCUCCCCUGGGAAUGGAGUCGCACAGGAUCGAGCCAGACCAGCUCUCAGCCUCCUCUGUGUCUCAGUAUAGAUUUGCACCUCAGAGGGCGCGUCUCAACAUGCAGGGCUCAGACGAUGAGGACAGCAUGGGAGGAGGAGGGUGGUGCGCAAACGCAGAGGACAAGAUCCACUGGUUGGAGUUCGACGCUCGCAAGGAGACGGAGUUCACAGGAGUCAUAACUCAAGGGAGAGACUCCCCUAACGAGGGUGACUUCGUGACGUCCUACUUCCUGGCUUUCAGCAACGACAGCAGAGAAUGGACGACUAUUCAUGAUGGAUAUGCCGACUGGUUAUUUUUUGGAAACAGCGAUAAGGACACGCCCGUGAUGAACCAGCUGGCAGCGCCCGUUCUGGCCCGCUACAUGCGCAUCAUCCCUCAGAGCUGGAACGGCUCGCUCUGCCUGAGGAUGGAGAUCCUGGGCUGCCCCAUUCCUGAUCCGGCCAAUGUUCAGUACAGACAAAAUGAAGUGACUCCAGUGGAUUACUUGGAGUUCAAGCACCACAGCUACUCAGAUAUGGUUGCACUCAUGAAGUCAGUGAAUGCGGAAUGUCCCAACAUCACCAGCAUCUACAGCCUGGGACACAGCUCCAAGGGAAAGGACAUUCUGGCCAUGGUCAUUUCUGGCAACCCCACCGAACACGAAAUAGGUGAGCCCGAGUUUCGCUACACGGCAGGUCUCCAUGGCAACGAGGCGGCGGGCCGGGAGAUGAUCCUGCUUCUGAUGCAGUACCUGUGCAAGGAGUAUAAAGACCAAAACCCCAGAGUCCAACGUCUGGUGGAGUUGAUCCGCAUCCACCUGGUUCCCUCGCUCAACCCAGACGGACAUGAGGAAGCUUUUGAAGUGGGAUCAGAGCUGAGUAGCUGGACCACAGGACACUUCACCGAGGAUGGCUUUGACAUCUUCCAGAACUUCCCCGACCUGAACAGCGUCCUGUGGGAGGCUGAAGACAAGGGCAUGGUCCCCAAACUCACCCCCAACCAUCACUUACCCAUACCAGAGGGCUACGAAACUAAUGGCUCGAUUGCCGUGGAGACCAGGGCCAUAAUCUCCUGGAUGAAAAGCCAUCCAUUUGUGUUGGGCGCGAACUUCCAGGGUGGGGAGACAAUUGUGGCCUAUCCUUAUGACAGCUUACGUCUGAACAAGCCUGCUGACAGCCAGAAGCCCCACAGUCGCAAGAAGAGACAGUAUGACGAGGAGGGCUUCGAUGUGACUGAGUGGGGAAGGGGCUACCAUGAGGAGCCAGAGGAAAACUGGAGGAGCAGGGGCUACUCCGAGCCAGAGGAGGAGUGGCGGGGUCACGGAUACGACCAUGGGUAUGACCGCGGCUACGGCCAUGGCUACGACCACGGGCACAGCCAGGGGUAUGACCACAACCAGGGGUACGACCACAACCAGGGGUAUGACCACGGCCAAGGGUACGACCACGGCCAAGGGUACGACCACGGUCAGGGCUAUGACCACGGUCAGGGCUAUGGGCACAGGGAGGAAGAGGAGGAUGACAGAAGAGGUGGCAGUUACCAGUAUGCGGAGCCUGAAGACGAGCCAAAAGUGAUAGCAGACGAGUCCCUCUUCAGGUGGCUCGCCGUCUCCUACGCGUCCACACACCUCUCUAUGUCGCACAACUACCUGGGCUCCUGCCACGGAGACAUGACCACCGGCGGCCAAGGGAUCGUCAACAGGGCCAAAUGGAAACCUGUCACAGGCAGUAUGAAUGACUUCAGCUACCUGCACACCAACUGUUUUGAGCUGUCCGUGUUCCUGGGCUGUGACAAGUUCCCUCAUAAGAGUGAGUUGGUGUACGAGUGGGAGAAAAACAGAGAGGCAAUGCUCAUCUUCAUGGAGCAGGCACUUCGUGGCAUCAGAGGGCUUGUGAAGGACCAGCAGGGGAACGCCAUCGCAAAUGCCACCAUAUCUGUGGAGGGGAUAAACCACGACGUCACCACAGCGUCCUCGGGGGAUUACUGGCGUCUGCUGAACCCGGGGGAGUACCGAGUGACGGCUCGGGCCGAGGGCUUCUCCACCGUGACUAAACUGUGCGUGGUGGGUUACCAGCCCGGAGCGACGACAUGCAGCUUUAACUUGGCGAAGUCCAACUGGGACCGCAUCAAACAGAUCAUGGCCCUCCAUGGAAACAAGCCGAUUCGACUCAGCUACAGCACCAACAGAGGACAGUCUCCGGCGGCGGGGAACGGCAACAGGCGUGUGGUCGACAGCAGCAACGGCUAUUCCCCAUAUUCACAGAUCAGUGCCGAGAGGCAGAGGAGGCUCAGGGUCGCUCGUCUCCGCCGCCUGCGGAGGCUGAAGUUAAUGAGGUUAAGAUCCACGACGACGUUACCGCCAACGACCACGAUUCCCACCACACCAGAGACCACGACAGCCUGGUACGACUCGUGGGUCAUAGGGGAGGGACAGUCCUCGACGCCCGGUGGGUUUACAGAGUCCUUCCUGGAUUAUAACUAUGAAUACAAGAUCGAUGACUAUUAAACACACACACACACACGGCUUGUUUCAGAUCAGAACCAUCCUCUCCUAGUCGUACUUCUCAUCACCACGUUGUACCUUGAGCUGUUUCAAUAGUCAAACAAACCCUGUCGUUUUAUGGCAUAAGCAGUAAGAACGUAGGAAAUUAACUCCAUUAAAGAUAGUCUGUUACUUAACACUUGACUUGAGACUGCUUUACAGGAAGAGAUCCAUAUAACGAAGAGUUGAUCAGUUUGACGUUUCACACUGCACUUUGGUGACUUAUCAGUCUUUUUAAUGAAUGCUUUUUCUUGCCUUCAUGAAAACGUGUUUAUUGUGGAUACAGACAAACAGCUGAGAUAUUUACACUGUCCUCAUUCACGGUAGAAAUCUUGUUUACAGUAUCCAUCAUGAAAAAUGUGUGAAGAGCAGGAAGCGGUUGGUAAAAGAGAGAGAGAGGAAGAGUUUUCUGUCGAGUUUCCUCAGACGCAGCUGAGGUAGAAGAGAUAUUUUUCAAAUAAAGGCUUGUUAAGACA
Messenger RNA from Salarias fasciatus (jewelled blenny), 4426 nucleotides. It is a transcript of the gene aebp1b, whose product is annotated as AE binding protein 1b. The transcript is spliced from 22 exons. NCBI's taxonomy places the organism in Eukaryota, Metazoa, Chordata, Actinopteri, Blenniiformes, Blenniidae. Gene Ontology annotation, molecular function: metallocarboxypeptidase activity; zinc ion binding; RNA polymerase II transcription regulatory region sequence-specific DNA binding. Gene Ontology annotation, biological process: protein processing; regulation of DNA-templated transcription; peptide metabolic process. Bases 198 to 3914 code for a protein of 1238 amino acids. The record is from RefSeq and is a predicted model, not a curated record.